CUUAUGGAUAUCGUACUCUUUAUUCAAGCAGUAAAAAUACUCUUCCUUUUAAUAAAUUUCAUGUAAAUUCAAGUUAUGAAGGUGGUCUGGUAUUUAAGGUUAUCGAUGAUACCAACGUAAAUCGUUAUAAAAGUAUUUAUACUAUAUUACCAAAUGGAACCACAAUAGAUAUCAAUUUUGAUUUUCCAAAUUAUAGAAACAUAAGCAUUAGUCGCAUAUACCCUUUAACUAUGAAACUUUAUUUAUUGCUUUAUGAUAAUAUUGUCAUGGUAGCCAGCAAGUCACUGGAAUGUGAUCUAUUUGUAGUUAAUGGGACCAUUGAAAAGAAUCCAAGUUUAAAUCUGAUUUUAGACACACGAUUAUAUUCAUUUUUAAUUUAUAGCCAGUCUCAUUCAAACGUUGUUAGCUGGACUUUAUAUAAUCUUCAGAAACAGGACAAUAUUGGUGUUAUAGCUAGUAAUUCUUUUAAUUUGUCAGAUUUUUCAACACUUGAAUAUGUAUUUCCAAUUGUUGAUGGGAGCUAUGGUUUCGUUAUUUCAGAUACAACAACUAACAGUAUUACAGAUGAGCUUCCAAAUAGUGGAAAUACAUGUAUGAUGACUACAGAAGUCGAUGUUAAUAAUAUAGGCUCAACAAUUAUAACAUAUCAAAUUGAUUUCUUGUCAUCUGGCUCUGUAGUUAAUUUACAAUCACGAUACAAACAAUUUCUAAGCACUAGUGAUGGUCAAAUUGAUUUUAAUAUUAAGCAGUUAUUUUAUGGUGGGUCUAUUAUAACUAGUUGGACUUUUAAAUGUGUUUAUUCUGAAUAUGUGGCGGGUUUCACCUCACAAGCUGCUGGAGACUGUGAACCUAAAAAUUUGACUGGAUAUAUUAUUCCGCCUGAUGGCAAUGAAGAACAAUGGGAUUUAUUGCCGAUUUCUUCAUUUUCAAAUGCUACAUUUGAUCCUGUAAUUAAUAUAGUAUACUACAUUAAUCGAUGUAUAGAAACAAAACCAGAAAUGCAUUCAGAUAGUGCUGUAGUUGUUGUACGUCUAACUCAUGAUGGGACAAUUAUAUAUGAUUCUCUUUCAUCAUCAAAUAAAUCUUUAUUUUUAAGUGACCUACAAAAUGAAAUUAUUGAAAGCAUUCCUACAACUUCAGAUAGAUUACAUUUAACAAAUCGAAUCCAAUAUGAUCCAUCAACAUCAUCUUCUCAAUAUUUAUUGCAAAUUGAAGUUUUAGCUCCUAACGAUAAUUAUCAGACACCUGUUUAUCAAAUAAUCAAUGAUAUGGAUACAUUAAUAAGAGAAAAGGAUACUUCAAUUAUGUCAAUGAACAAUCAUACGAAAUAUUUAGAUUCUUCAUAUGGUGUUACAGUAAAUCUCAAUUUUUGGGAUGAAAUGAAAUUUAAAUUACUCGGAGUAUUGAGUGGAUUUGCUGUUUUAAGUAUAAUUGCUUUAAUUGCUUGUUGCAAAUGUCGAGAGGGUUGCUUUACGAUAUUUAGUAUAACAUUUAUUUUAUCCGAUUUAAUUAUGGAUAUUUUAUUUGUUGUUAAAAACGGAAAUGACGUUCCUUGGUUAUAUAAGCCCAGCAUUUUUAUAUUAACUUUAUCGGUAUUAUUCAAUUUGGUUGCGGCUAUUAAGCUUAUUACUUCUGAAUUGCGACAUAAAAAUUUUUCUGAAUGGUUUGAUAAAAAUACAAAAGUUGUUUCAAUAUUUACUAUACUUUCGAUAGCAGAUAUUGCAUUAUUAGAAUGUUUAACUUCAAAUUUUGGUGGAUUUCAAUUCUUUAAUGCUCCAUUUUCUGACAAUAUUAAAAAUCAAAUAUUCUGGGGAACUACGAUUAAUGUUUUUAUAGAAAAUAUUACUCAAUUUGUUAUACAGUUGAAGCUUCAAAAAGAAGUCUUAUCACACCAGGCAUUUCUUGAAAAGGUGCGUCUUAAUUUCAUUAACAAUAUUUUUAAACUUUUAGAUUCAAAUGAUUUUGCGGUCAAUAGUAAUUUUGCCAUAGAAUGGCAAAGAUCUUACGGUUGUAAAGAGGAUUUUGAUUUCUUUAAAAUUACUAUGAUUGUAUAUUAUGAAGAUCCCGAG
Molecule: messenger RNA, 2069 nt
Organism: Dentiscutata erythropus
Lineage: Eukaryota; Fungi; Glomeromycota; Glomeromycetes; Diversisporales; Gigasporaceae
Source: the annotation of a GenBank genome assembly